AUGGCGUCCGGCUAUCAAAUUGCCGUGAGCAAAAACUUCGAGAAGCCCCAGGACUACGCCUCCGACGGCGUGGAUGGCAUUGGUUUCAUCCAUUUCUGGGGCCUCAGCCCUGCGGCGGACCUAGUCGGCGACUUCCCCGAAGCCGUGCCCCGACCGAAAACAAGCGCAGACGAGGACCACAGUUCCUGUGGUGGGAAGACGAGGUUGACAGGAGACUCUGCCGCUGCGUCGUCCUCUUCUUCUAAGCCGAGUAGUGGCAAGAAAAAGAAGGAAAAGACACUGGAGGAGAUGCUGAUGGGCACAAGCGACGAGGCUGAUGCGGAAGACAAAUUCGGGGCGGAGUUAUGCCUUGAUGUCCUCAAAAGUCAAAGUGUCACACUCACACUAGGAGUAACUGCAUUAUACAACCUUUCGCGUCAGCAUGACCCACGCGGCGUCAUCCUCGAGAUUCAUUUGUAGUAUAUGCAUGUACAAGUUGAUGCAAUCUCAAUCAUGCUAAUAUGCUACGGCCAGUACGACAACGACCGUCAUUUUAACGUCUGCAAGGCAUAGGAGUCGGAGUAUUACAACGUGUUGAUUUCCGGGGGCGCGGACCUGCGGUUCGUGAUGAAAACGGUGGCGAAGUGGCACAGGCUAGGCGUGAAAGACAAAAAAUUGCGGUUUUUUCUGCACGACAACCAGGUGGAGGUGACGGCACGGCACUUACUCUUUCUGCAAAUCCUUUCCAAUACGGAGCUGACGCCCCGCGACCGGGCGGAGCUGUUUCUCACACUGUACGGAAACGCCCUCGUGCGCGACAGGGACAGCAAGUAUACAGCUUGCACAUUUGAUAUCGUGACUACUUGGUCAGCAACUUUCUCUGCAUAACAGAGAAAACUUGCAAUGUAGGGGUCAUAUUACCACUUUUACUGAAGGGAAGUAAACCGAAAUAAUGAUGUAUAACAUGAGGCUCGCAACAUCAAUUAUUUCCGGCAUGACAGAGGUUGUCUGUCUUGGUUGUCUUGGUUGUCCUACAAGAUCAGAAAAUUAGCAUGUGUUGAAUAAAAAUUCGGAACUCGACUUUUUUCAUCUUGGCGCGACAUCCCCUUUCAGGUACCUCUCCGAGCAGGUGAAGCGGUUGCUCGCCGUCGCUUCUGAAACGGCGAAAGACGACUUCCUGGCGGACGUUUUCGAUUUCAGUUGCUUGCGCUUCAAGGAUAUGCAAUACAAAUUUCUCAUACACUUGCACGGACAAAAUGCAUCACAAAUUUCGCCAAAUUGAGUAGAUUAUGCCACUUGUCAUGCUGAACAAAAUGAGCGGAUGCGGAACGGUUUGUCAUGCAGAAACCACAUUCCUAAGUGUGCGGGAAAUUUCGAUUUGCUGUGGAUAAAGAAGCGAGACGAGUUAGAGAACGUGAUUCGGGGCUGGAAAGCGGACGUUCCCUUUGAUGUCGAACAGCUGCGGGACGACAGGAUGCGUGGUAAUUAAGCUAUGAUCGGUAAUCAUAUCCAUCGUGAUUUUAUUCUGGUACUCAUUAAUAUUAUACGCACACUUACUUUGGUUUGCGUUUGUGUAGUUCAUAAUCGAUUUGCGGCUGGUAUCGAUUUCUGUCUUGCUCCUGCUCCUCUUUCACGGAAAAAUACGAAGCCAUUCCUUCCUAAUAUACAACUCUAAGGGUACUACCGCGCGCGGUACGAGCACCGGAAGAACCUGAUGGACCACGAUUAUCAGUUGAACAUAAAACCUGUUGCAAGUAUUGUCCACUGGUACCACUUAUGCAGUGCAAAAGUAUCGCUACUCGUAUUGCAAUCAUGCAUUACAAAUCUUUUUCCCAACGUAAAUCAGCAUUACAGAUUUUAUUUCUCAUGCUCAAUGCAUUUAUUUAUACGAGUGCGAUACUUUUGCAGUUCAUACCACUACCGGGAUUUCUGUCACACCGGCGUCGCCUUCGAGUCCCGGCUUGGGUCCUACACCGUGCCCAACCGCUCACUGGCCAGCUACAUCGACGGCAAGUCACGCGAAAAAGGAACCAGCGUGCUCGUGCGCGGGUAGUUUAUUUAGCUCGACGGUGCUCCUAUAUCAGUAAAUUUCUCGUAGAGGUAGAAGUAGAAGGAGCGUUCUUGUUUUCAUGUAGUGUUUACCAGUUCGUAUUGUUAUUGAUGCCAUGCUCACGUUUGGUUUCACCUGAUUGCAAUUGAGAAUCCAUAUCACAGGUUCUGGGCCGAUAUGCAUCGCAAAAGUAUUAUCGUACUAGCGGCGCUUAAUUGCAUCACAAACUUGCCCAGAAUGCGCCCACUUUAUGCAGUUUGUAAUUCCGAUUUAGUGUUAGUUUAGGAGUGGGAAGGCGAAGGACAUUUUUCAUGUACGAUUGCAAUGACGAACAAUAAGUACUUUUGUAUUGGAUGGCUGACAUCAUCAACUCCCCGUACUUCACAUUCGGUGUGGACACCCUAUCCUCUGCAAACGUAUCGUAGUAGAAAUUGCAUUCACAGAUUUUCUCAGCAUGAGAAAUGGUAAUGCUAUUUGGCGUAUUUAUAAGAAGUUGGAUAUGCAUUAUUACUUGCAAUCACCACUACUAAGAUAUUUUUGCACUGGAUACACCCACAACGGGAACGACAAGAGCCGGCUGUUUAAAAAAGCGCAGGAGCAGCACCGCAACACUGCGGUCGACUAUGCAAGAAAAAAACUGUGUAAGUGUACGUCUGUGUUGCGGACGAUGGAAGACACACACUUGUCAUGCUGCUGGAAGUGCGUCAUGGCGUAGUUUCAACAUGAUACGUCUUUUCACGUACUAGAUUCGCAUGUUGAUGUUAUUUUUGUAUAAAGGCAAUAAAACGAAUUCGUUCAUUGAUGCUGCACGACUUACAGUGACUUACACAUUUUUUUCGUGGAUAUGGACGUGGCGGAGUUUAAUUUGGAGGCGUGGAUCCGGGAGAUGCAAGACUACCAGGAGUUCAAUUUGCCGCCCGAAAAACCGGAGGAAAACAUUUUCCCCUACGCCACCCCGGUCGACGCGCUGCGGAACCAGAACUGCGUGAUUGAAGAGGUGGACGAGGAUGGGAACGCGCUGAAGAAACUGGAGGACGAGGAGAAUUCUUGGAAAAAGAAGAAACGGUUGCCCGCCAUGGAGGGUGUGAAGCUUGUGUUGCUCACGGGAAACUUGGAGGAAUCCCUGCGGAAGACGAAAUUUGAAGCGGUACUUACUUAAGUAUCAUGAAUAGCUCUGUCAUCUUCAGAAUUUUUCCUCUUGCUCAUUCCGCACCAUGAUGAUAGUCUUCGGUUCAUCAUCACAUUCGUUCUUUAGUGUGCAGCAAAAAUGUCAUGCGGCGCAUAGAUGGGCAGCGCCAGCUCAUUUUUUUCUCGAAGUAGAAAACUUCCAUGAUCUUCACCCUGCAUAAAUAAACCAGGCUUUCGACCGUGUAUUUUUCGGCAACAUGGCGGUUUUGCCGCUCCUGGAAGCCUCGGGCCUGGUGGAGAAAACGACGAAAGGAACAACAUUUUCCUUCACCAAAUCACUGAAACCCGGCUGCGUCGUCACCUGCGAGACCUUUAAGUACCAGGUGCAUUUUGACGCGAAAGUGAAGCUGGGAUACCGCAACAGAAUGAAGGAAGCCAUGGAAAAGCUCGGGUUGAUAUCCAGAAAAAAAAACCCAUCCCCAUCCAAUUUGUCAUGCAAAACAUGCAUAAACUUCUGUGCUUGUCAUGCAAAAGAUGGAUGUUGGGAAUCGAAUGGGUGUAGUUUUUUCCUGGAUAGCUGAAGAUGUUCAGAGGCGAACGGUUGGUGAAAAUGCCCGACGUUCCGAGCGAGCAGCGGGCCAAGGAAAUCGAGUUUUCCUUGCCAGAUUUCGUGCACUUUGGAAGCGAGCAAACCUUCAAAAACUGUGUGAUCGACGCAGCAAAAGCGGGCGGCACGAGUGCGGGAUCAGCAUCAUCCGGGACGACCGUGGUUAACAUGGCAGAUUUAGAUUAGGGACGAGCUGCUUCUUGUUACUUAGUCGAGGGGUAUAUGAUCUAACUAUAUGCUCAACGUGUGUCAACCUGCUCCUGGCGGAGCGGGCGGAAGCGGAACAGAAACCGUGAAGCGGAAAGAAUGAUUCAGCAUCAAACAUAAAGCAAUAAAUUGUCGUGUACGACGCACAAUUUCUUGAUGAAAAGAUUCCGUUCAAUCUACUUGGUGGAACAACGGACGAGGUUCUUGUGCAGCUUCGUUGUAGUACAAUAAAGUCGAGUCGAUAUCAUCAUCAAGCAAAGGAAGAGGAACUGCAACGUACAACAGGCGAGAAGAAAUGACCC
This is a messenger RNA of Amoebophrya sp. A120, 4273 nucleotides long. NCBI's taxonomy places the organism in Eukaryota, Dinophyceae, Syndiniales, Amoebophryaceae. The record is from the annotation of a GenBank genome assembly.